UACAUCGGUCGUCUUAUUGGACCAAAUGGAAUAACCAUAAGAGAACUGCAAUUGGAAACCCGAUGCCAUAUCGCCGUCCGUGGCAGAGGGAGCAUCAAGGACAGUAAGCUCUUCCGUAAGAUGCGUCACAAACCCGGCUUUGGUCAUCUGAGAGAGGACACCCACGUGCUUGUGGAGGCCAAGGGCACGAUCACGAGGCCAAGGGCACAUCACGCGUCGAGUAAGUUCAACGUUUUAUGCCGAACAUUGAUCGAGAAGGCGAAAAAACGUAUUGCUGAUAUGUUCACUCCGGAUUCGAACUCACACUGA
Ostertagia ostertagi is the source of this 309-nucleotide messenger RNA. The record is from the annotation of a GenBank genome assembly. NCBI's taxonomy places the organism in Eukaryota, Metazoa, Nematoda, Chromadorea, Rhabditida, Trichostrongylidae.